GGUUCUCGAAAUCAAUUCGGUUCUGAAAUUAAACGUGAACAGAAUGAAAUUCUUGGCAGUACUUGCAAUCGCCUUGGCCACGCUGGGCGCCGUUUCGGCUCAGUGUCCUCGGAUCAUCAACCGUGCCGGAUGGGGAGCUCGAGCCGCCAACACGGCCGUCCUUCCGAAUCGUCCCGCUCCUUGGGUCGUGAUUCAUCAUACGGCCGGAUCCAGCUGUACGACGGAUGCCGCUUGUGCCCAGCAGAUGCGUAACAUCCAGAACCAUCACAUGAACAACAACGGAUGGGCCGACAUCGGGUACAAUUGGUGCGUCGGAGAGAAUGGAGCCGCCUACGAAGGACGCGGUUGGGGUCGUCAGGGUGCCCACGCUCCAGGAUACAACCAUCAGUCGAUGGGAAUUUGCGUGAUCGGAACGUUCACCAACAACAUCCCGAACCAGGCCGCCCGUACUGCCACUCAAAGGCUGAUUUCGUGCGGAGUCAGCAACAAUCACAUCUCCGGUAGUUACUGGUUGAUCGGACAUCGUCAGGCCGUGGCCACCGCCUGCCCCGGAAAUGCAUUCUUCAAUGAGAUCCGCACCUGGCCGCGCUUCAAUCCGAAUCCUUAGUGGAUGACAGUGGAUAAUUUUCCCCUUGUUGGCAAUAUCUAAUAAAGAAUUGGUGGAGGGAAAAUAUUACCCGUGUAUUUUCAA
This is a messenger RNA of Malaya genurostris, 691 nucleotides long. Its product is annotated as peptidoglycan-recognition protein SC2-like. Bases 44 to 607 code for a protein of 187 amino acids. NCBI's taxonomy places the organism in Eukaryota, Metazoa, Arthropoda, Insecta, Diptera, Culicidae. The record is from RefSeq and is a predicted model, not a curated record. Gene Ontology annotation, biological process: innate immune response; peptidoglycan catabolic process. The transcript has a single exon. Gene Ontology annotation, molecular function: zinc ion binding; N-acetylmuramoyl-L-alanine amidase activity; peptidoglycan binding.